AUGCAUUGGGAGUGGAGAAACUGCCCGGUGGCGUGGAAAGGCCAGUUCACUACCGGUUUCAAGCAGAAACAUCCGUCGAUGAUCCUCGAAGCCGUUGUUGACUACCGUUUGCGGAUCUGGCAUGCAUAUUUCGGUGUUGCAGGUUCGAACAACGACAUCAACAUUCUGCAGUCGUCGCUUAUCUUCAAUGAUGAGUGCCGGGGAGAGGGUCCAGAGAUCAGUUUUGUAGCAAACGGCACGCAGUUUCCCGUAUUCGUCAAGACACUUCGGCGACCGGCUGGCGCGAAGAGACAAUAUUUUGCGCGCAAACAAGAGGCCGCUAGGAAAAAUGUGGAGCGAGCUUUUGGUGUGCUCCAAGCGCGAUGGGCCAUUCUACGCUGCCCGGCACGAGUGUGGCACGAAGAUGAUGCCGCGGAUAUCAUGGUAGUGUGUAUCAUAUUGCACAAUAUGAUAAUAGAAGAUGAAGGAUUUGCUGCAGAACGUUGGGCGCCGGAAGAUGGUGCAAGUACAAGUCACGGUGUUGCCUCCGCGCCGAUACAGAUGGGUGUACCACGUAGUGAUGAAUAUCUGAUCCAACGUUUCGUUGAUAUACGCCGGAGCAUAGCACAUGACCAUCUCCAGGUCGAUUUGAUUGAAGAGAUCUGGGCACGUAGGGGAGGCGGCGUAGCAUGA
Salvia hispanica is the source of this 672-nucleotide messenger RNA. The record is from RefSeq and is a predicted model, not a curated record. NCBI's taxonomy places the organism in Eukaryota, Viridiplantae, Streptophyta, Magnoliopsida, Lamiales, Lamiaceae.